GUUUCUGUCAACAGCAAAAUUUGACGUUAACGUGUGAUAAUUAAAUAAAAACGUGGUUUUAUUAUUAUUAUUAAAAAAAAAUUGUUGUAAUGGGGAAGAAUAAAAAAGAUGAAUAUUCUCACCUCUCACUCGAAGAGAAAAAAGUAAUAACAGUAGCUGAAAUAGUGCAAACAUUACUAAAAGCGGAUAAAGAGCACCAAGUGGUUAAUUUAAAUCAAUUAAAAUGCAAGAUUGCUCAAAAAUACUGCUUAUCAACGACUCCCCGUCUUGUGGAUAUAAUCGCAGCUGUCCCCCAUGAACAUCGCAAAGCUUUAGUACCUAAACUCCUCGCAAAACCGAUUCGAACAGCUAGUGGAGUUGCUGUUGUUGCCGUAAUGUGUAAGCCACAUCGAUGUCCACAUAUUAACUACACUGGGAAUAUUUGCGUUUAUUGUCCUGGGGGACCCGACUCUGACUUUGAAUAUUCAACGCAGAGUUACACUGGGUAUGAACCAACUUCCAUGAGAGCGAUUCGAGCAAGAUAUGAUCCAUAUCUUCAAACAAGACAUAGAAUUGAACAGUUAAAACAACUUGGACAUUCAGUUGAUAAAGUUGAAUUUAUCAUAAUGGGAGGUACAUUUAUGAGUUUACCAGAAGAUUAUCGCGAUAAUUUUAUCAUAAAUUUGCAUGAUGCUUUAUCAGGACAUAAAAGUAGUACCGUUGAAGAAGCCGUUAAAUACUCAGAGAGAGCUAGUUCGAAAUGCGUGGGGAUUACUAUUGAAACUCGUCCUGAUUUUUGCUUGGAAAAGCAUUUGUCUGAUAUGUUACGAUAUGGAUGUACUCGUUUAGAAAUUGGACUUCAAUCUGUUUAUGAAGAUGUUGCUCGAGAUACAAAUCGUGGUCAUACUGUUAAAGCAGUUUGCGAUACAUUUGAAUUAGCUAAAGAUUGUGGUUUUAAAAUUGUAGCUCAUAUGAUGCCAAAUUUACCAAAUGUUGAUUAUGAAAGAGAUCUGAGACAAUUUAAAGAUCUUUUUGUAUGUCAUGAAUUUAGACCAGAUGGUCUUAAAAUAUACCCAACUUUAGUAAUUCGUGGAACUGGUCUUUAUGAACUUUGGAAAACUGGUCGUUAUAAAAGUUACCCUCCUUCCGUUUUAGUGGAUUUAAUCGCACAAAUUUUAUCCAUAAUUCCUGCAUAUACAAGAGUAUAUAGAGUUCAGCGUGAUAUUCCGAUGCCUUUGGUUAGUUCGGGGGUUGAACACGGAAAUUUAAGGGAAUUAGCUUUGGCUAGAAUGGAAGAAUUAGGUCUGAAAUGCCGCGAUAUUCGCACCCGAGAGGUUGGAAUCACCGAAAUUCACAAGAAGAAACGUCCGGAACAUAUCGAAUUUGUUCGUCGUGAUUAUGCGGCUAACGGAGGGUGGGAAAGCUUUUUAAGUUACGAAGAUCCCGAGCAAGAUAUUUUAAUCGGUUUUUGUCGAUUGAGAAGGUGUGGUAAUCGAGUUUUCCGACCGGAAUUAAAAGGGAACGUGUCAAUUGUUAGGGAGUUACACGUUUAUGGUAGCGUUGUUUCUGUAAGCGAACGGGAUUUGGGAAAGUUCCAACAUAAAGGUCUUGGUUUUACUUUAAUGGAGCAAGCGGAGAGAAUCGCCAUACACGAACAUAGAGCUACUAAAAUCGCCGUUAUUUCCGGUGUUGGAACUAGGAAUUAUUACAGGAAGUUAGGUUACGAAUUAGAAGGAGUUUAUAUGGUUAAAAGUUUGAAAGAUGGGGAGUAUAAAAGUGCUUUUUCUUAUGCUAUUGAUGAUCCCCCAAAGUUAUUAUCUAAACCAAUUUAUUUAUCUGAUUUCAAACCAAAAGAAAAAAUACUUAAUGAUGAGGAAUACUUUGAAAAAUGGGCUCGAGAAAAGUUGCCAGCGAUAUUGGAAAAGCAUCCAGAAUUACGAGCUAAACCUUCCCCGUUUGAACGUCGAGAAGAAAUUAAUGGUAUUGAUAGGAAUUAAAUAUUUAAUUUAUAAUAAUAUUAUUGUAUUUGUAAGUUUCACAUGAAUUGUGUUGAUUGAACAUGUUGAUUUUGUUAAA
This is a messenger RNA of Onthophagus taurus, 2055 nucleotides long. It is a transcript of the gene Elp3, whose product is annotated as Elongator complex protein 3. Gene Ontology annotation, biological process: tRNA wobble base 5-methoxycarbonylmethyl-2-thiouridinylation. Gene Ontology annotation, molecular function: iron-sulfur cluster binding; acyltransferase activity, transferring groups other than amino-acyl groups. Gene Ontology annotation, cellular component: cytoplasm; nucleus; elongator holoenzyme complex. The record is from RefSeq and is a predicted model, not a curated record. Lineage: Eukaryota; Metazoa; Arthropoda; Insecta; Coleoptera; Scarabaeidae.